UUUACACGAAAUCCAGAACCAAUAACAACAAUAAUAUUAAUAAUAUUAAUAAUAAUAAAGAAUAUUCUUUCUAUUUUUUGCGACAAACAUGUUCUUUUCUGUGAAGGACCUAGAAGGCAAAAAAAUAAUAAUUCUCAUCUUUUUAUAUAAACUCCCAAUCUGAUCAAUUUUUGAUUAUUUUAAAAGCAUUUCCAGUAGUCUUUUAAUUAUGAUUAUGCCAUUUUUAGUCAAAAUAAAAAAUACUUAGUUUUCUGAGACAUAGUUUCUGCAGAGCGACAGUACUUCAUUAGAAACUCACCUCUGAGUUGUGGGCUGGAACAUUGGCGCUGAGCAAUCCCACUCCUCUUCCCGUCACCCAUAACUUAGCCAUCUGUUAACAGUUUCUCCUGCUGGCAUACAGCCCCUCACAAUUUAAACAUUACCAGUGCAACAAAAAUGGUGAGCAAUAUUGGAGCAAUCCAGCUGGUUUUGAGCCAGAUAUCAGCUCAGACGAGGAAAGCUAUUUAUCAACAGGUGGAUGCAUCAGAAUGCAGCACAGCACGGCGCUUUGGGCCAUUUUUGGUUUUUUUUCUAAUAUUCUUUAUCCAUUAUAUAUUUGAGCUUUCUUUAUAUACCACAAGAAGAUGCUAAAAACGCAAAAAAUUUCAUUUUUGUCAGACUGGUUCUUAAAAAUGUUAUGUUCCUAAACUAUCACAUAUAUAUCAGUGUAGUAAGUGUGCAUUUGUCCCAUUUAACAACAAACUCAGUUAAACCUGAACACAGUCAGAAAGCGUAGAUUCCUACAGGAAGUGGGUAACAACAAUGACUUGUUUUAUAGAAGUUGUUCUUCAAGCAAACAGGAAACUCUUCAAGACCGCCCUCCAAAGAAUCUGCAAAUACUCUGAAAAUGUUCCACCACAAAACUUUUCGCCUUCAUAAAAAAAGCGGAUCAAUGACGCCACCAAGAAGACGCUCAGAAGUGAGGAUCUUAUUGCUGGUGGCGUGGCUGUGAUGUAAAAGACAUCUGAUUUCCUCUGCGUUGCGGCCAACCUGUCUGAGAUUUUACAACGCACCAUGCAAACGGGAUUUUAUCUCUUUUAUUUGAUUUCUCCCAUUCUUUUAUGGGGAUGUUGCAUUAGAAAACAGCAAAAGAAAAUGAAAGGUGUUCAGCGGGAUGCAACAAAUCAGCACUUCAGAGCUGUGGAGGGGGAACUCUUUAUGAUGCCAUGCAUUAAAUCUUUAAAGCAGCCUGCAAGGACCGUGUGGUUCAGAAGUGGAGAAGAUAAAAAAACAAAUAAAGACCUGACCUUUGACUGUGGGGUGAAGUUUGUAGCUAAAGUGAGCCAUUCUGGAAAGUAUACAAGCCUCUCUGGCAGCAGAUCAAUCACUCUAGAGGUAGUGGAAAGCGUCAGUCUCAGAUGUUUUCAACCCAGCGAAGCCAAGGUAACACUCCGGGUGCAUACUGGCGGGGAGAUCUACUGUCCCAGCCACCACUGCAGUAACAACUCGGACACCAUCUGGUUCAAGGGUAACAAAGCUGUGUCUGAGCAGCGCAGAGCCUCCUGCAAUGAGGAGGGCCUGUUACGACUCUGUGAAACCUAUGAAGAGGACACCGGUUUAUAUUUCUGUGACCGCCAGCUGAUGGAGGAAGGAAUCCAGUGGACCUAUAGAAGGGCUGUUGAUGUCACAGUCAUAACACAUCUGGAACCAUCCAAGUGUCCUUGGAUUAAAUAUCCUGCUGCUAGCAUGACAGAGGAAGUGGAGCUCGGUCAGCCGCACAUUCUUACAUGCGAGGUGUUCUUUGAUUUUGAGGUAGACUUUUUACCAAAGGUGCAGUGGUUUAUGAAUUAUGGUGACAACAUGGAGAAUAUGACUCCUCUGCACAUGGAAGAACCACAACAGAAGCAAGAAACACUGGAGGUGAUUGAAGUCAUCCAGACAGCUGUCAUACCAGAGGUGAUGCUGCAGCACUUGAUGCACACCUUUACCUGCAUCGCCACGAAUUCUGUGGGAAACAGCAGCGUGACAAUGAAGCUGAAACAAAAAACCAAAGCGAACUGGCCACCACUGGUUGGAUAUCCCUUUGCUGCUUUCCUGCUGGUAGUUUGUCUGGGAAUUCUCCUGCGGGUGAAAUGGUUGGAAAUACAGUUGAUGUACAGAUCCCACUUCCAGGAUGGACGACAUGAUGGGGACAAGGAGUUUGAUGUGUUCCUGUCGUUUGUCUGGAGUCCUCUGUCAGCAGAAGCACCUCAAGGAUUCACUCUACCCUCCAGAUCAGGAUGUGACUGUAAUGAGGAAGAACAUCUUAUGAGUAAGAAGCUGAUGAGUUGUGAUGAAAGUAAAACCACCCAGAAACCAUUAGAGGUGCUGCUCCCUCACGUGCUGGAGGUCCACUGGGGUUAUCGGCUGUGUUUACCGGAAAGGGACCUUCUUCCUGGAGGAGCUUAUACGAAUGACGUGGUUCUUGGAAUUAAGAGAAGCAGAAUGCUGAUAUGUGUCCUGUCGGCUGACUACCUGGCUGACAGCAGUGCAGUGUUUGUGCUGGAGUCAGGCAUUCAGGCUUUGUUGAAAAAGUCUUCCAUUAAACUUUUGCUAAUCUGGACCAGCGAAGCCUCAGCAUCCCUGACUCCAUUAGACCCGCCACCGUCAAGACUCGUCCAAACCGCCUUGAAGGUGCUGCCUCGCCUGACUUACAGCUCGGAAGCAUCUUUAAGGGCUGUCGACAACUUCUGGGGAUCUUUGAGGAAAGCCAUGCCCCAAAGCAGAAAGAGACAGGUUGCAGACAUGGAGUGUGGGAUGAGUUUCUCAGCAAGAAAAGACAGCUGAGUCUUUUUGGACUAAGCAGAGAUGAAUUUACUGUUUAUAGAAGUAAUGUUGAAGAAUACAUGAUAACAAAACUGAUUUUUUUGGGAAGCUAAUGUGUAAUUUCUUCUCAUCUGAUCAUAGAAGCUAUAAAGAGUGGUUGGUUCUUAUAAAAUUGUGGUUUUGAUUGUUAACUUUUCUUAAGUUUGCCCACCUAAAAAGAAACUGACAGUCUGUCAUUGUAACGGUGCGUUCAUUCAGACAGUGAGAGACAAAACAAUCAAUUUUAGAGACUGAUAUACAUUUAUUCACUUUUCAUUUAGUACUUGAGUCAAUAAUACCCAUUCAGACUUUUGCUUCUGACAGUCCAGUUAGAUUCCCCUAAUCAACGUGUCACCUGAAUUAAAGACACCUGUUUGAACCAAUCACCUGAAUAUAAAACACCUGUCCACAGGAUCAGUCUGUCAGUCAGACUGCUGGAAUUUUUUGUGAACACUUUCAUGAUUUAGAGCAGGUAUAGGUAACUUGAAGGCAGCAUUCCUGAAUGUUUUCCAGCCUACCCUGCUCUCCCAUGUGCUAAUAGGCUGGAAACACCUGAACCAGGUAAUCAUGUAGACACUCAGCCCUAGAGGUCCGGAGUUACCUAUCCCUGAUUUAGAGUACUUGGCUGUAGGAGCUGUGACACUAAAAUCAAGCUCUUUGGCAUCAACUCAAUUGGUGUGUUUGGAGGAGGAGAAAUGCUGCUUAUGACCCCAAGAACACCAUCCCCACUGUCAAGCAUGGAGGUGGAAACAUCAUGGUUUAGCUGUGAGUUUUUUUUUGCAAAGGGUUAAUUCACCAUGUUGAUGCUAGGAUAGAUGGAUCCAUGUUCUGCCACAUUCUGAGCGAGAACCUCUUUACAGCCAAGACAACCAUGGAAUGACUGAGAAAGCAUAUCAAGAUCAUAGUGGUCCAGCCAGUCUCUGGACCUCAAUCCUAAAUCCUCCUGUUGUGUGCAGAAACCUGCUCCUCUACAGCAAGAAACAUUUCAAGUAUGAUCUUAAUAAAGAUUUUGCCACAAAA
Oryzias melastigma (Indian medaka) is the source of this 3843-nucleotide messenger RNA. Its product is annotated as interleukin-18 receptor accessory protein. The record is from RefSeq and is a predicted model, not a curated record. NCBI's taxonomy places the organism in Eukaryota, Metazoa, Chordata, Actinopteri, Beloniformes, Adrianichthyidae. Gene Ontology annotation, molecular function: interleukin-18 receptor activity. Gene Ontology annotation, biological process: interleukin-18-mediated signaling pathway. The transcript has 12 exons. Bases 1054 to 2805 code for a protein of 583 amino acids.